Carassius auratus (goldfish) is the source of this 1487-nucleotide messenger RNA. RefSeq names its product guanylyl cyclase-activating protein 1-like. Bases 659 to 1237 code for a protein of 192 amino acids. Gene Ontology annotation, cellular component: photoreceptor inner segment; cone photoreceptor outer segment. The record is from RefSeq and is a predicted model, not a curated record. The transcript has 6 exons. NCBI's taxonomy places the organism in Eukaryota, Metazoa, Chordata, Actinopteri, Cypriniformes, Cyprinidae. Gene Ontology annotation, biological process: visual perception; positive regulation of guanylate cyclase activity. Gene Ontology annotation, molecular function: calcium sensitive guanylate cyclase activator activity; calcium ion binding.
UAUAUUUAUAUUUUAAGCAUGAAUUAAUUGUAUAAAUUAAAAUACUUUGCUACAUAUAACAAGAAUUAUAUUAUUCAGAAAUUAUAAAUUAAAAUGCAUUUGUGUUCAUUUGUGACCUGAGAACUCACGGAGAUUCUAGAAUGAAUGUGUCGUCAUGGUUACUCCUCUGUGAUGUCAUAGCAGACACUGGACUCAGAUCAGACUCAGAUCAGACGCUGCUGGAUAGACAGAUAUGAUGGAGAUGCAGAGGGGAACAGAAAUCCAGCGGACUCGGGCUUUGGUGGAGAUGCGACACUCGGUCAUGGCUCCAGAGUCGCCUCCUAACGCUCCUCCUGAGUGUCUCCAGACGCCUGCGGACACCGGCGCAAACUCUCUGAGACCCUUCUACACGGCUCAGAAACCUGCGUGUGGCUUCAGCUUCUCCUGGCACACGGACCACAGACGCAGACACAACGACCUGCAGACCUGCAACCCGGUGAUGUGGAGGAGCCAAGCGGAAAAGAACAGCGGGGAGUGACGUCAGUGGUAAUUGGAAGGGACACCCUCACCCUCACACUCGCCCUGUCCUGCACGCUGAGCCCAGCCCGUGUUUCAGUGUGUGUUUGCAUGGGGAAGCAGUGAGCGCUCUCUCCUGAAGCUCCGGCACUGCAGAGGCAUCAUGGGAAACUCGCACGGCAUGUCAGUGAAGGAGCUGAGUGCCUGUCAUUCCCAUCAGUGGUACCGCAAGUUCAUGACCGAGUGUCCGUCCGGUCAGCUCACCUUCUACGAGUUCAAGAAGUUCUUCGGUCUGAAGAAUCUGUCCGAAAAAUCCAACGAAUACGUCAAGACCAUGUUCAAGACCUUCGACAUUAACGACGACGGCUGCAUUGAUUUCAUGGAGUACGUGGCCGCUCUGAGUUUGGUUCUGAAGGGUGGUGUUCAGCAGAAGCUGCGCUGGUACUUCAAGCUGUUCGAUGUGGAUGGCAGCGGAUGCAUCGACCGCGAGGAGCUGCUGCUCAUCUUCAAGGCCAUUGAAGCCAUUAACGGAGUAGAGCAGGAGUUUUCCGCUGAGGAACUGACAGACAUGGUGUUCAACAAGAUUGACGUUAACGGAGACGGCGAGCUGUCUCUGGACGAGUUCAUCGAGGGCAUCCAGGCGGACGAGGUUCUGUCGGUGAUGCUGACCCAGAGUCUGGAUCUGACUCAUAUCGUCAGUAAUAUCUACACAGACAUGGGCUCUGAGCAGCAGCUCAACUGACCCCAGACCAGCCUGAGAUCAGGUGCCAAACCAGAGGACGAUCACCAGCGUAAAUCAACUCUAAAGCUGCUGAUUCAGCAUUAAACCCUCAACACAUCAGAUACUGAUAGCAUUAAUUGUGUACACCUGCAUUUCAAAAACCUAAUUAUUUCCUGUAAUCACAGAAUAACUGAGACUAGAGCAAACGCUUUAUUUAAGUGCACUUAUGCAUGAUUUAUUAAUGACAUUAAAACCUGAGGUUUGAACAAAA